AUGGGCCAGAGGAGCGGCAGGCGCCCGGGCAAGCUUGGCAGUGGGGGACAAGGCGGCCCCGAGGACAUGACGGCUUCUCCCCUAGACCCCAAGGACCAGGAACUCUCGGGAAUUGAGAUCGGCGCGGCAGGGUUGCGGGAGCAGGGGAGGACACGGGAUGAAGAAAAGGAGGAGGAGGAGAAAACUCCUUCAACACUCUCACGGGACCCUCAGUUCCGGGGGGCGCAGUUACUACGGGCGGGGAGAACUAGCGGGGACAAGGACAGCACAGAGGGGGAGGAGGAUCCCGAGCUGUGUCCGCCCCCGCAGGGGAGGUCGAGCCGCACCGCGUCCCUGGUGAGCGGGUUGCUCACCGAGUUGUACAGCUGCCCCGAGGAGGACGAUGUCUUGGGGGGCAGCUGGGACCGGGGGCGCGGGGGACGGCAGGACAGCGUGGACAGUUCCACUGAGGCCUCGGGCGGCUCCGACGCCUUCCUGGGCGGCCGCGUCCUGCAGGAGCUGCUGGGGAGGCAGAGCCAGAGGCACCAGAUCCAGUACCUGAGGCAGAAAGAUAUUGGUGAACUGAAGGCAACCCUUCGGGAGCUGACGUACAGCAUCGCUCUUCAGUCGGCAAAGUUGCUUCGUCACCUGAAGCAAAAAGAUCGGCUUCUGCACAAAGUGCAGCAGAACUGUGACAUUGUGACUGCAUGCUUACAGGCAGUAUCCCAGAAGAGAAGGGUUGACACGAAGUUGAAGUUCACUCUUGAGCCAUCUUUAGGUCAAAAUGGUUUUCAGCAGUGGUAUGAUGCUCUCAAGGCUGUAGCCAGACUUUCAACUGGAAUACCAAAGGAAUGGAGGAGAAAGGUUUGGUUGACCUUGGCAGACCACUACUUGCACAGUAUAGCCAUUGAUUGGGAUAAAACCAUGCGCUUCACUUUCAAUGAAAGAAGUAACCCUGAUGAUGAUUCCAUGGGAAUUCAGAUAGUAAAGGAUCUUCACCGAACAGGCUGCAGCUCGUACUGUGGCCAGGAGGCAGAGCAAGACAGAGUGGUGUUAAAGAGAGUUCUGCUGGCCUAUGCCCGAUGGAACAAAUCUGUUGGGUAUUGCCAAGGCUUUAACAUCCUGGCUGCGCUUAUCCUAGAAGUGAUGGAAGGCAAUGAAGGAGAUGCACUGAAAAUCAUGAUUUACCUCAUUGACAAGGUGCUUCCAGAAAGCUACUUUGUUAAUAAUCUCCGGGCAUUGUCUGUGGAUAUGGCAGUCUUCAGGGAUCUCUUGAGAAUGAAACUUCCGGAAUUAUCUCAGCACCUGGAUACUCUUCAGAGAGCUUCAAACAAAGAAGGAGGAGGUGGAUAUGAGCCCCCACUUACAAAUGUCUUCACUAUGCAGUGGUUCCUGACCCUCUUUGCUACAUGCCUCCCUAAUCAUACAGUUUUAAAGAUCUGGGAUUCUGUCUUCUUUGAAGGUUCUGAAAUCAUACUGAGGGUAUCCCUGGCAAUCUGGGCAAAAUUAGGAGAACAGAUAGAAUGCUGUGAAACAGCUGAUGAAUUCUACAGCACCAUGGGAAGACUGACCCAGGAGAUGCUGGAGGACAAUCUAAUUGAAAGCAAUGAACUCAUGCAGACUGUUUAUUCCAUGGCCCAGUUCCCUUUCCCUCAAUUGGCAGAGCUAAGGGAGAAAUACACCUACAACAUUACUCCGUUCCCAGCCACAGUCAAACCCACUUCAGUUUCUGGGCGGCUUGGCAGAAACAGAGACAGUGAUGAAGAGAAUGAUCUAGAUGAUGAGGAUGCUAUUGUCAAUGCAGUUGGAUGUCUUGGACCUUUCACUGGAUUCCUGACCCCAGAACUACAGAAGUAUCAAAAGCAAGUUAAAGAUCCAAGUGAAGAACAGAGUCUGGGCUCUAAUAACAUUGCUGAGCUGAGCCCAGGAGCAAUUGAUUCCUGUCGCAGCGAGUACCAUGCUGCCUUUAACAGCAUGAUGAUGGAGCGCAUGACAACAGACAUCAAUGCCCUAAAGCGGCAAUAUUCCCGAAUUAAAAAGAAGCAGCAGCAGCAGGUUCACCAGGUGUACAUCAGGGCAGGCUCCAAAGAAGAAAAAGAUCUUGGAGUCUUGUUAAAUUCCAAGGACCACUUAACCAAUGAUAAAGGGCUAGUGACCAGUCUCCUCCCAUCUCAGGUAAAUCAUUCUCCAGUUAUAAAUCACCUUCUUUUGGGAAAGAAAUUGAAAACAACUAACAGAGCUGCCAAAAAUGCGGUCAUCCAUAUUCCUGGUCACACAGGAGGCAAACUGUCUCCUGUUCCCCAUGAAGAUCUUAAGACCAAGCUCAACUCUCCUUGGCGUACUCACAUCCGUGUUCAUAGGAAGAACAUAAGCAGGACCAAGAGCCAUCUGGGCUGUGGGGACACCAUUGGGCUGAUUGAAGAGCAGCAUGAGGGCUGUAAGACCACCAGCCUGGGAGCAGCAGAGGAUGUGCCCCCCACCGGUGUAGAGAAGUCUGGGAAAGAUGGUGGCAGCUCUGAAGACAGCAUGAAUAGGACAAUUGAUGGGCAAUCUCCUGAGCCUGUGUUUAGAGAUGCCAAUGCAAACGUGGCAGAGGUCCAGUUGAAGUUAGAAGCUUUGGAACUAAAUGAAGGGAGUGCUGCUGAAACAGAACCCAGGGCUAACCAGACCUGCCACCAGCAUGGACCUGAGCCACAGCUCCCUGUCAAGCCUCCCCAAGCCAGCUAUCCAAAAGCACCCGUCUUUAGCCCAUUCCCGAGUGUCAAGCCACUUCGGAAAUCAGCCGCAGCCAGGAAUUUGGGAUUAUAUGGCCCAACAGAAAGAACCCCAACUGUCCACUUCCCCCAGAUGAGCAGAAGCUUCAAUAAAUCUUCCAGUGGUAACAGCGGUACCAAAAAGCGAUGAUGUCCUAUUAGUGCUGUAUAAUCUGGGUCAGUCAUUUUUCAUAGUGUUGUGGGUGUUCAGUCUCACAAUCUCCAAAAGAGUUUUUAUUUUCCAGGUUAAAGAAAAAAACAAAACAAAGGGACGGGCAAAGAAGAGUGCAAAACCAGCAUUAUGAGAAUUGUGAUUCUCACAACAGGAACUAGAGAGGAGAGUUGCAGUGUGGGACAACCAGUGACCACAUCCACCCAGGAAACAAAGGGAGUAAAGAGGAUUUUGUGGAACUGUAAACUUGUGUGGUUUUAGUGUGAAGUAUGUUUCUACUUUUUCAUUGUGAGCUGUUUAGAAAGGUUUAUCUUACUCCAGACUGUUAACCCUUAUUCCUUCCUCCUAUGCUAUGGGCCUCUAGGGUCCCAGUGACCACUCCCCAAACCUCCAGUUUGUAUAUUUUAUCAGCAUUCACACACAGGUACACAUUUGCUUGCUAUGACAAGAACUGUGGAAUAUAAGAUUUCUCAUCAGUUUCACCAGCUUCCUUU
Trichosurus vulpecula (common brushtail) is the source of this 3398-nucleotide messenger RNA. RefSeq names its product TBC1 domain family member 30 (gene TBC1D30). Gene Ontology annotation, cellular component: endoplasmic reticulum. Lineage: Eukaryota; Metazoa; Chordata; Mammalia; Diprotodontia; Phalangeridae. The record is from RefSeq and is a predicted model, not a curated record.